AUGACGCUGAACACCUUUCACCAGACCGUCCAGAAGGCGAGGAAGAAGAGGCUGGCCCUGGUCCUCGUGCACCCAGAGUGCGACUUCAUCUCACAGCUGAGAGAGGACGAGCAUGCAUGUCUGCAAGCAGCCAGGAGGAUGCCGAACAGCACCUCGGGCUGCCCUAGCACCUGGGAUGGGCUGCUGUGCUGGCCAAAGGCAGCCUCUGGCGAGUGGGUGAGCCUCCCCUGCCCAGAUUUCUUCUCUUACCUCAGCUCAGAGCCAGGGGCUGUGAAGCGGGACUGCACCAUCGCGGGCUGGUCUGAGCCCUUCCCGCCUUAUCCCGAGGCCUGCCCCGUGCCCCUGGAGUUGCUGGCUGAGGAGAAAUCUUACUUCUCCACGGUGAAGAUUGUCUACACCUUGGGCCACAGCAUCUCCGUGGUCACCCUCUUUGCGGCUGUCGCUGUCCUCCUCACUCUCAGGAAGCUCCACUGUUCUCGGAACUACAUCCACACCCAGCUAUUCGCCACCUUUAUCCUCAAGGCCGGAGCUGUGUUCCUGAAGGAUGCGGCCCUCUUCCACGGCGACCACACUGAUCACUGCACCUUCUCGACCGCCCUGUGCAAGGUCUCUGUGGCCGCCUCCCACUUUGCCACCAUGACCAACUUCAGCUGGCUGUUGGCUGAAGCCGUCUACCUGACCUGUCUCUUGGUUUCCACGUCGCCCGGCGUGAGGUGUCCCUUCUGGCGGCUGGUUCUUGCUGGCUGGGGGCUGCCCCUGCUCUUCACCGGCACCUGGGUGGGUUGCAAGUGGGCCUUUGAGGACAUCGCGUGCUGGGAUCUGGACAACAACUCCCCCUACUGGUGGAUCAUCAAAGGCCCCAUCAUCCUCUCUGUCGGGGUGAACUUCGGACUUUUUCUCAAUAUUAUUCGAAUCCUACUGAGGAAACUGGAACCAGCUCAGGGCAGCGUCCACACCCAGUCUCAGUACUGGCGUCUCUCCAAGUCAACGCUUCUUCUCAUCCCUCUGUUCGGAAUCCACUACAUCAUCUUCAACUUCCUGCCUGACAGUGCUGGCCUGGCUAUCCGCCUGCCCCUGGAACUGGGGCUGGGCUCCUUCCAGGGCUUCAUCGUUGCCAUCCUGUACUGCUUCCUCAACCAAGAGGUGCGGGCCGAGCUGUCGAGAUGGUGGCAUGGUGACGACCCCGAGCUUCUGCCAGCACGGAGGACCCACACCCGAUGGGCCCUGCCCUCCCGCUCGGGGCUGAAGGUGCUGACGUCUGUGUGCUAG
Echinops telfairi (small Madagascar hedgehog) is the source of this 1269-nucleotide messenger RNA. RefSeq names its product growth hormone releasing hormone receptor (gene GHRHR). Bases 1 to 1269 code for a protein of 422 amino acids. The transcript is spliced from 13 exons. NCBI's taxonomy places the organism in Eukaryota, Metazoa, Chordata, Mammalia, Afrosoricida, Tenrecidae. Gene Ontology annotation, cellular component: plasma membrane. The record is from RefSeq and is a predicted model, not a curated record. Gene Ontology annotation, molecular function: growth hormone-releasing hormone receptor activity; peptide hormone binding; growth factor binding. Gene Ontology annotation, biological process: cell surface receptor signaling pathway; positive regulation of cell population proliferation; adenylate cyclase-activating G protein-coupled receptor signaling pathway.